Molecule: messenger RNA, 587 nt
Organism: Rhagoletis pomonella (apple maggot)
Lineage: Eukaryota; Metazoa; Arthropoda; Insecta; Diptera; Tephritidae
Exons: 2
Coding region: 70-426 (118 amino acids)
Source: RefSeq, a predicted model, not a curated record
GUCAUUUCUCUGUUUGACCUCGAAAUUUUCACAUUUUUGCAUAAAGUGAAAAUUAAUAGUACGUGAGCCAUGGCCGAUGAUGAUGAAAAUAAAGAAAAGAACCAUACAAUCGAAAGUCUCUUUAUACUUUAUGCCAACAAUAACCUCAACGCUUUGGAUUUAGAUAAUGAAAUGUAUGAGAGUAUACUCUUAUCACAAAUAGAUUUUUGGCUGGAUCAGGCGAAACUGUUAAAAACGGUUUUUACAAUGACAGAAACGGGCAUGACUUAUAUGAAAUUCAAAAAAUGGCGUUUGGAUUUCGAGGAAUUUUUGGACUUUCUGAACUUAAUUUGCCAAGACAAAGAUAUAAAAAUUGAUGAUGUUAAGCAAGCGCUGCUCGAAGCUGGUCCUCCUGGCGGUACUACGGAAAUUGUUAUAGUGAAAUGAUUCAGAAGUUUGCAGUAUAUUUUUGAGGAUGAUACGUACCCAACUUUAGGCUAGUUUUAUACAAUAAAUAUCAAUAUGAAUGAGAAUUUUAAGACCAGUGUUAAAAUUCUUAGUUCAGAGAUAUAUAAUAAAUUAAACUAUUUCAAGUCCGACAGCUACAA